Cryptomeria japonica (Japanese cedar) is the source of this 783-nucleotide messenger RNA. RefSeq names its product early nodulin-like protein 18. The record is from RefSeq and is a predicted model, not a curated record. The transcript has 3 exons. Gene Ontology annotation, cellular component: plasma membrane. The coding region runs from base 9 to 611 and encodes 200 amino acids. Gene Ontology annotation, molecular function: electron transfer activity. NCBI's taxonomy places the organism in Eukaryota, Viridiplantae, Streptophyta, Pinopsida, Cupressales, Cupressaceae.
CUAGAGUUAUGGAAAUGGGCUGUGGGUUAUGGUCCUUUGCAUGGCUUGUUUUCAUGUGUUACAUUGCAGAGGCCUAUCAGAAUCUCACAGUAGGCGGCGCCGCCAGUUGGUCAUAUGAUGAUCAGACUAACUCAACUGCAGCUGAUUACAACAAGUGGGCAAAAAACCAGACUUUUAGCCUCGGUGACUACUUGAUCUUCAACACCAACUACAACCAUACUGUUGUGCAGACAUACAACGCAUCGAUUUAUGAUAACUGUGAUUAUGAUAACUCUAAGAAUGAUGAUACUUUAAUGCAUUUGACAGUGGAUCCCAGCAAGCCGAACACCAAUGUUACCGUUUCUGUUCCUUUGACUAUAGCGGGGAUGAACUAUUUUUUUUCCAGUGCAGAAGAUGGGAUUGAUUGUGUAGCAGGGUUGAGGUUCGAGGCGACUGUAAGUGUUGGGCAUAGGUUUCCACCCAAUUUGAGGGGGAUUUCAGCCCACAGUGAAAGGUGUUUUGAAGUUAUUUCGUUCAAGAGGGCUUUUCUUGGCUUCUCUGUGUGGGGGCAAUCAUCAAUCAAUGGAAUUUCUUUUGAGUUUUAUUGUAAUCAAAAGAAAUGUCUUCUUUGAGCUUUUACUGCAAUUAAAAGAAAUUAUUACUCUGGAUAUGAUGAUGGAAGGUCUUUGUCUUUAUUUGAUGUGACUGGGUAUCCUGCUCUUUUCUUUCCAUGGCAACAGGCCACCUUUCUUUAAUGAUAAUUCAUAUGUGGAAUUGAAGUUAUCUUUACUUUCUAACAAUAGA